CUGUGUUAGAGCGAGAGAGACGGCAGGGCACGCUCUACAGGAACCAGACCGCAGCAUUGUGACCGCCCGUCAGCUUCCACACACUGACCAUGACCGGCUUUAGCUGAUACGCACCAAGCCCCAGGUUGACCCCAGUCAGGGUGAACGUCUGCACGGAGGUCCAUGCACUGGUUUUAUUUAAUGCUAAUUUAUUUCGGAUUUCCCCUCCGGAGAGACGCGCAGGUGUUCUAACUUUUGCCACAGACACCCAAGGGAAAUGACUUUUCUCUUAAAGAUGGAGGCGAGUCCUGUACUCCUUUGCGGCUACUUGUUGCUGAGGAUAGUCGUGGCUGACUUCACACUGGACAAUGAGGUCCACUCAAGCUUCAUCCAAAGGCGUUUGCGAAGUCAGGAACGCAGGGAGAUGCAGAGGGAGAUCUUGUCUAUUCUGGGACUUCCGCACAGACCGAGACCUCAUUUGUACGGGAAGCAAAACUCUGCCCCGAUGUUCAUGCUGGAUUUAUACAAUGCAAUGACAGUGGAGGAAGAGGAGGCUGAAGGAUUUUCUUACCCUUAUAAACCCAUCUUCACCACGCAGGGGCCACCACUGGCCUUUCAGCAAGACAGCAACUUCCUCAACGACGCAGAUAUGGUCAUGAGCUUUGUCAAUCUAGUGGAGCAUGACAAGGAAUUCUAUCACCAGAGGCGCCAUCACCGCGAGUUCCGCUUUGACCUCGCCAAAAUCCCAGAGGGAGAAGCCGUGACGGCCGCCGAGUUUCGGAUUUACAAGGAUUACAUCCGAGAGCGCUUCGAUAACGAGACGUUCCGGAUCAGUGUGUACCAAGUUCUGCAGGAGCACCCGGGGAGGGAUUCGGACCUAUUCCAACUCGACUCAAGAACCAUUUGGGCCGCAGAAGAGGGUUGGCUGGUUUUUGAUAUCACAGCGACCAGUAAUCACUGGGUGGUGAAUCCACAACACAACCUUGGCCUUCAGCUGUCUGUAGAGAGCUCGGACGGGCAAAGCAUUAACCCCAAACUGGCUGGUUUAAUCGGAACGAAUGGACCGCACAAUAAGCAGCCCUUCAUGGUGGCGUUCUUCAAGGCCACGGAGAUCCACCUGCGCAGCAUCAGAUCAGCGGGUGGCAAGCAGAGGAACCAGAACAGGUCCAAAGCCCCGAAGAGCCAGGAGGCGCUGCGGGUGGCCAACAUUGCAGAAAAUAGCAGCACAGACCAGAAACAGGCGUGCAAGAAACACGAGCUGUACGUCAGCUUCCGGGACCUCGGCUGGCAGGACUGGAUCAUCGCCCCCGAGGGAUACGCUGCAUAUUACUGCGAAGGAGAAUGUGCCUUCCCGCUGAACUCCUACAUGAAUGCGACAAACCAUGCGAUUGUGCAGACUCUGGUGCAUUUCAUAAACCCAGACACCGUACCAAAACCCUGCUGCGCUCCCACUCAGCUCAACGCCAUCUCCGUCCUCUACUUCGACGACAGCUCCAACGUCAUACUCAAGAAAUACAGAAACAUGGUCGUCAGGACCUGCGGCUGCCACUGAUUCGCAGAAAACCGCUUUAUCAUCCAACUUCAUUCUUCACAGUGACCAAAACUGCCAUAUUUCAGGUGCAGCCCCCGUAGAGU
Spea bombifrons (plains spadefoot toad) is the source of this 1614-nucleotide messenger RNA. RefSeq names its product bone morphogenetic protein 7 (gene BMP7). The transcript has 7 exons. The record is from RefSeq and is a predicted model, not a curated record. Bases 257 to 1531 code for a protein of 424 amino acids. Gene Ontology annotation, cellular component: extracellular region. Gene Ontology annotation, biological process: SMAD protein signal transduction. NCBI's taxonomy places the organism in Eukaryota, Metazoa, Chordata, Amphibia, Anura, Pelobatidae. Gene Ontology annotation, molecular function: cytokine activity; growth factor activity.